Molecule: messenger RNA, 2077 nt
Organism: Tribolium madens (black flour beetle)
Lineage: Eukaryota; Metazoa; Arthropoda; Insecta; Coleoptera; Tenebrionidae
Product: protein disulfide-isomerase A5
Exons: 9
Coding region: 160-2019 (619 amino acids)
Biological process (GO): protein folding
Cellular component (GO): endoplasmic reticulum
Molecular function (GO): protein disulfide isomerase activity
Source: RefSeq, a predicted model, not a curated record
CAACUUGUCAAUUUUUUUGCAUUUCAGAAUCCCGGCUUCAAAAAACGCAAUUUCGUGUGGGUUUCACCUAUUCCACGUCUCGAAGUACUUAAACUAUUUAAAAAAAAAACAUGUUUUAAGUCACUGAAUUCAAAAUUCCACGUAAAUUGUCCAAAAAAGAUGAGGCAUUUUCACACGAUAUUUUUUCUUAUUCUGGUGUUCGAAAUUAACAUACAUUUAACGAAGGAGACAAAAAAUGCUGUUGUUGAUAACGUUUACGACAUGAAAGAUUUUAAAAAAUUAAUCAGGACUAAAACAAACGUUUUAGUUUGUUACACGAAUUCGUUAAAACAGGCGUCCCAAGUGAUCAAAGUCUUUAGGGAAGCCGCUGAUGUUAUCAAGGGUCAAGGAACCAUGCUUUUAAUGGAUUGCUCUGGGGAAGCGAAAAAAGUGUGUAAAAAACUGAAAGUCACCCCUGACCCUUACAUUUUCAAGCAUUAUAAAAACGGUGAAUUUAAUCGAGACUAUGACAGGAAAUUCACUGUUAGUUCUAUGGUGAACUUCAUGAGGGACCCCACUGGGGACCUACCUUGGGAAGAAGACGCCUCUGCUAGUGAUAUUGUGCACAUUCCAGAUGCUGAGACUUUGGCUAAAUUUAUUAGACAGGAGAGUAAGCCUUUAUUGGUCAUGUUUUAUGCCCCUUGGUGUGGUUUUUGCAAAACUUUGAAGCCAGAAUAUGUGGCAGCAGCCAAAGAACUGAAAGGACACUCAGUCUUGGCCGCCAUUGAUGUAAAUAAACCUGAAAACGCCGUCAUUAGGACGUUGUACAACAUCACGGGAUUCCCCACACUUUUAUAUUACAAAAACGGGGUUAUGAAAUUCCAAUACGAAGGCGAUAAUAAGCGUCAAGCUAUCAUUAAUUUCAUGAAAAACCCUUCAAAACCGGUCAAAGUCAAAGAACAAGAAUGGUCCGAAGUCGAUAGUGAAGUCGUCCACUUGACUACAAGCAAUUUCGAUCCGGUUGUUAAAGAAGAAGCCUCACUUCUUGUAAUGUUUUACGCCCCUUGGUGUGGUCAUUGUAAGAAAAUCAAGCCUGAAUAUGAAAAAGCCGCCGCUAAGCUCAAAUCUGAUGGGAUCCCGGGGAUGAUGGCCGCCAUUGAUGCAACAAAAGAAGUGAGUAUUGCGGAUCGUUUCUCGGUUAAAGGUUACCCCACUAUCAAAUACUUCACAUAUGGGGAGCACAAAUUCGAUGUUAAUUUACGAGAAGCGACGAAAAUUGUGGAGUUUAUGAAAAAUCCCAAAGAGCCGCCGCCGCCGCCCCCACCAGAGAAACCCUGGUCGGAGGAGGAAUCCAAUGUUGUGCAUUUGAACGAAGAGAAUUUUAAAAGUUUUCUCAAGAAAAAACGACACGCACUUGUUAUUUUCUACGCACCCUGGUGUGGCCAUUGCAAGAAAGCUAAGCCUGAAUUUACCAAAGCUGCUGAAUAUUUUAAGGAUGAUCCGAAAGUUGAGUUUGCAGCAGUUGAUUGUACGACUUAUCAGGGAGUUUGUUCGGCUCAUGAAGUUAGCGGUUAUCCAACUAUCAAGUAUUUCAGUUAUUUGAAUAAACUUGUUAAGCCAUAUAACUCAGGCCGGACAGCCGAAGAUUUCAUUGCGUUUAUGUCAGAUCCAGAAGGCAAUGGUCCAAGUCAGAAAAUUGUUUCACAAUUGACAGAUACAAAUUUUGAACAAGAAAUUGCAUCCAAGUCGGCGGUGCUUGUAUUGUUUUAUGCACCAUGGUGCAAACAGUGCAAAGAAAUAAAACCGGAUUAUCAGAAAGCCGCCAAUGAUUUGAAACAAGAGGGAUUCAGUGCUCAAUUAGCUUCAGUUGACUGCAGUUCGAAUCCUAUACUCACUGAUAAGUACGACAUAAACAUAUUUCCCACUUUCAAAUUGUUCUUAAACGGUAAGUUUGCUGCCGACUUUACCGGCAAAAGUACGAAAGAUGAUAUUAAAAGAUUCGUGGUUGAUGUAAAAACUCGUAAAAAUAAAGAAUUGUGAGAUUUUUAUCUGUUUAGUGUAAUUUAUAUUUUGGAAAUAAAAAAAUCGGUUUAAUUUU